This is a messenger RNA of Pseudomyrmex gracilis, 1674 nucleotides long. RefSeq names its product acetyl-CoA acetyltransferase, mitochondrial (gene Acat1). Bases 331 to 1572 code for a protein of 413 amino acids. Lineage: Eukaryota; Metazoa; Arthropoda; Insecta; Hymenoptera; Formicidae. Gene Ontology annotation, molecular function: acetyl-CoA C-acetyltransferase activity. The transcript is spliced from 8 exons. The record is from RefSeq and is a predicted model, not a curated record. Gene Ontology annotation, biological process: fatty acid beta-oxidation.
AAACUAAUUGGGAAUAUAACUGAGAGAUUUUGUGAGAAGAUAACCGAGUGGGAAGAUAAGUGAGAGGAAAAAUAAAUGAAAUUUCAGUGUAGCAGGUCUUGUGGAAUUGAUCAAUCACGGUGAUCAAUUGGCUCAUUUGAUCAAUGCGAUUAGCACACGUUUCAUGGGUGGGAGAAUAAAAUUACGUUCCGUUUCACGCAUAUGCGCGCAUUUAUCUAUAAUACACGUCACGUAUAAUAUGAAACGAAACGCAGCCUAAAUGAAGUUUCACUGUAAAUGCAUUGUAGUUUGUCUUUUUGUCCAUAAACAAAACAUCACUUACGAUUUACAAUGGCAACGAUAACGAGACUGAUUAAAAUGAAUUCUCUAAGCAAACGUUUUUACAGUUCUAAAGUCAGAUUGAAUGAUGUUGUAAUAGUAAGUGCUGUACGCACUCCAAUGGGCUCAUUUCUUGGAUCCUUGUCGAGCUUGUCAGCCACUAAACUUGGUGCGGUAGCAGUAAAAGCAGCUGUUGAGAGAGCUGGUAUUGCCAAAGAACAAGUAAAAGAAGUCUACAUGGGCAAUGUGUGCCAAGGCUUCUUAGGUCAAGCACCAGCAAGACAAGCUACAUUAUUUGCAGGUCUUCCACAGUCAACAGUGUGUACCACAGUAAACAAAGUAUGCGCGAGUGGCAUGAAGAGUAUCAUGCUGGCCUCACAGUCUCUGCAAUGUGGCCAUCAAGAGAUUGUUCUAGCUGGAGGUAUGGAAUCUAUGUCGAAUGUGCCAUAUUACUUAGCGCGUGGUGAAACACCAUAUGGUGGAAUAAAACUCCAGGAUGGUAUUGUGUUUGAUGGACUGACUGACGUUUACAACAAAUGUCACAUGGGUAAUUGUGCCGAAAACACGGCAAAGAAGCUUAAUAUCACUCGUCAGCAGCAAGACGAAUUUGCCAUUAGCAGUUACAAACGAAGCGCGGCGGCUUACAAGAAUAAUGCGUUCAAGGAUGAACUUGUACCCGUUAAUGUACCUCAGAAGAAAGGCAAAUCGGAUGUGGUUUUCUGUGAAGAUGAGGAAUAUAAAAAAAUCAACUUCGAGAAAUUUGAAAAACUGAGCACGGUUUUCCAAAAAGAAAACGGAACAGUGACGGCUGGAAAUGCAUCGACUCUGAACGACGGUGCUGCUGCGUUGAUUUUAAUGACCAGCGAAGCCGCUCAAAAACUGAAACUUAAGCCCUUGGCUCGAAUUGUUGCUUUCCAAGAUGCGGCAACGGAUCCCAUAGACUUUCCAAUCGCACCAGCUCUCGCGGUACCUUCGCUGCUUCAAAAUGCUGGAGUUAAUAAAACUGACGUGGCUCUUUGGGAAAUUAAUGAAGCGUUCAGCGUUGUAGUUGUGGCUAAUCAAAAAUUACUCGAUAUUGAUCCUGCCAAAAUAAACGUUCACGGCGGAGCAGUUUCACUUGGACAUCCUAUAGGCAUGUCAGGUGCAAGGAUCGUAGUUCAUCUGGUACAUGCUCUUAAAACAGGCGAGAAAGGUGUUGCAUCAAUUUGCAAUGGAGGCGGCGGCGCAUCAUCGAUUUUGAUUGAGAAAUUGUAAAUUUAUAAAUAAUGUGGUGAUUAUGGCUGUCACUAAGCACGAAUCAUUAAAUGAUGGGUGAUUAUUUUUAUCGUUAAUGAUAUAAAUUAUAUGUAUUAAAAA